AAACGUAAAGAAGAAGAAACACGGAAGUUUUAUAUCUGUUGCGUCCACAUGUGUUUCUCAUCCGUUAUGUCUAAAUUAAGAUGAAUAUAAGUAACUAAAGGAAUUAUUCAUGCGAGAUGAAAACUGGAGGAGUUGUAAUGAGUUAAAGACAUAGUUUAAAGAUGCUGAGUGACUGUGAAGCUGUAGAGCUGCUAUCCUUCCUGACCCCCAGUACACGUCCUGAUGUCAAAGGGAAGGCCACCGAGUAUCUCCUGGGACUGUCUGGACACAGGGAUGGUUGCCGCUUCCUGCGCUCUAAACCCGACUUAGUAUCUGCACUGUUUGCGCUGACCUCUGACCCCUCUAUUGCCAUAGUAAAGGACUGUUACCACAUCCUCAUCAACCUGUCAGCUGAUGAAACUCUGCACCAGGUUUUGGUGACUGAGGUGAAAGUUCUCCCAGCGUUGUUAAAGAACAUUCUGGAUCCAGAGUACUUGUUCUCUGAUCAGAUCUCAACCAUCCUCUCAAACCUGACCCGUCAUGAGAGGACCUGCAAGACGGUGUUUGAGGUGCUGCAGGAGGAGGUUGGUUUGGCAAAGCUGGUGGAAAUCUUCUGCACCGAAGGUUACAAUAAGAAGGCUAAACUCCACUACCUGGGUCCUCUGCUGUCCAACCUGACCCAGCUGUCUGAGGCCAGAAACUACAUAAUGGACAAGGACAGGUGUGUAAUUCAGAGGUUGUUGCCCUUUACACAGUACCAGGCGUCGAUCAUGAGAAGGGGCGGAGUCAUAGGAACCCUGCGCAACUGUUGCUUCGACCACACUCAUCAUGAGUGGUUGCUAAGCGACGCCGUGGACAUCCUGCCUUUCCUCCUGCUGCCAUUGGCCGGCCCAGAGGAGCUGACGGAAGAGGAAAAUGAAGGUCUGCCUGUGGACCUACAGUAUCUGCCAGAGGACAAGAAACGAGAAGGAGAUCCAGACAUCAGGAAGAUGCUUCUAGAAACGCUUUUACUGCUCACGGCGACUAAAGCCGGGCGGCAGACACUGAAAGACAAAAACGUUUAUCCCAUCAUGAGGGAGUUUCACCGCUGGGAGAAAGACGUCCACGCUACAGCAGCCUGUGAGAAACUGGUACAGGUGUUGAUUGGUGACGAGCCGGAGAAAGGGAUGGAGAACCUGAUGGAGGUGGAGAUCCCUGAGGAUGUGAAGGAGAAGCUAAAGGAGGCUGACGCCAAGGAGCAGGAGGAGCUGGAGAAAGAGGAAAAGAAGAGGCAGGAGGAGGAGGAAGAGGAGAAGAAGAGUGAUGCAGAAAGAACAGAUGGAGAACGGGAGAGUGGACUGAUGAAAUAAACUGCUCAGACAUCACUUUGAUAUCGUCACUCAGAUGGGACAUUUACAGGAAAAAAAAACACCUCAUACUGUCAAGAUCCCAGUAAAUUCACUAACAAGUUUUAUUUCUGAGUUACAGCUCACAUUAUUAUCAUGAUUUACUGGAGUUAAUUGACUUGGCUACUGAUCUAAUUAAAAAAAAAAAAUUUUCUUAAAAGUUUUCUGAUUUGAACCACUUACUAAAUACACAUGUACAAAGGAAAUUAUUUUCUGUGUCUUCACCGGCCAAAUUAGUCUAUUUAGAAAAUCUAAUAAAAUUAAAAAAAAAAACUCUCUCAAAAGAAGUUGGGAGUUAUAUUUACCAUCAUGUCACAUCAAUUCUUUAUUUUGACCAAAUUU
Melanotaenia boesemani (Boeseman's rainbowfish) is the source of this 1706-nucleotide messenger RNA. It is a transcript of the gene hgh1, whose product is annotated as HGH1 homolog (S. cerevisiae). The coding region runs from base 162 to 1328 and encodes 388 amino acids. Lineage: Eukaryota; Metazoa; Chordata; Actinopteri; Atheriniformes; Melanotaeniidae. The transcript has 10 exons. The record is from RefSeq and is a predicted model, not a curated record.